UCUGUCCGUCAGUCGGUCGGUCUGUCUGCGCUGCUGAGCUCCGUGUCUGGACCGUGUUCUCCUCCUCAGACACCGACACCGACACUCGUUCAGCUGACGGAGUUACGGUCCACACUGCGAUGGUCACGCCGACACUCUGGACUUCAACAGCAGAGCCGCCAGAGCUGCAAUGAAGGCAGGGGCCUCGUCCAUGUGGGCUUCAUGCUGUGGACUGCUGAAUGAGGUCAUGGGUACCGGGGCGGUCAGAGGUCAGCAGCCAGGGUUCGGGGCCGGCGCCGGACCCUUCAGAUUUGCACCCAGUGCAGGAUACUCUACAUACCCGCCCAACAGCUCAGGUAGUCCCAGCCUUGUAUGCAAGACCUGUGGCCAGGCCUUCUCAGUCUUCAGGAGAAAGUAUAUUUGUAGCGACUGCAAGAAGUGCUUCUGCUCGCUGUGCUCGGUGCUCCAGGAGAACCGGCGCCUCUGUGCCACAUGUCAUCUACUCAAAGCGACCGCCUUUCAGAGGCCUCGGCUCAUGCGUCUGCGAGUGAAGGACCUGCGCCAGUACUUGCUGCUUCACAACAUCCCCAUAGAUACCUGUAGGGAGAAGGCAGACUUGGUGGACUUGGUGCUGUGUCAUCAGGGCAUUGAGGAAGAGGAGGACCCCGACACCGGCAGCCUUCACUCGCGCUCCCUGUACACUCCUUCAACCACACAGUCUGCCUCUGAGCUGUCUGCUUUUGCUGCGUCGCGGGAGGAACCGCUGAGCAGGAGCGACAGCUCCGAUAACAACCAGGAGGAUGCGACGUCAGUGUCUCUCCUCAACUUGGACCCCAGCGAGCUCACGCCCGAGGCGAGUCCGCAGACUCGACGCCGGGCCAGAGCGUCGCUGUCCGACAUCUCCAGCCUGAGGGACAUCGAAGGUCUGUCGGUGAGGCAGCUGAAGGAGAUCCUGGCCAGGAACUUUGUCAACUAUUCCGGGUGCUGUGAGAAGUGGGAGCUGGUGGAGCGCGUCGGCAGACUGUACAGAGAGACGGAGGGCAACAGGAAGUCAUUGGAAAACGUGAGCGGUGCUGUAAACACAGUGGUGGCCUUCCCCCCUCCCAUCUGCAAUGGUGCCAUCGGAGACGGCGAGAAGGGCCCGCUGACGCUGCACGACGACGGCCUCUGCAGGAUCUGCAUGGACGCCGUGAUCGACUGCGUGCUGCUGGAGUGCGGCCACAUGGUCACGUGCACCAAGUGCGGCAAGAGGAUGAGCGAGUGUCCGAUCUGCAGGCAGUACGUCGUGAGGGCCGUGCACGUCUUCAAGUCCUAGUCCUGAGCCUGAGCCUGAACCUUAACUCGACCUCGCUGCUCGUCUUGUGGACAUUUCCAUGUUUGCAUUUCCGUCGUCUGCACAUCAUGGGAAGUGUGUAUUUCCACCACGUCAUACAGGACCACUGCGAGUCAUUCCUCAAGUGAACAUCAUCUAUAAUCUAUGCUCAUUCCUAAAUGUCUUGUUUCGUUUUUCUCACUAAAAACUUUCAACUCAAAAGAAUGUGUGGCACUCGUGGGCCGCGUGCACUCUCGCCCCCCUCAGAGCGCUCUGUGAACUGCAGCCGGCCUUAAACUCCUCCCUUUUUCUCUCUCGACAUCUGCUGCAAACGUGAAGACGUAUCUUAGUAACGCGGAGGACAGAGACCGAACCCCCGAACACUGACUGCAGAAGAGAAAGCAACAACUCUCAUCAGAACAGCAAUAGCUAACCUCCUCCACCGUCGUCUCGCCGAGACAAAAAAACUGGUGCUAACUCCUCCCAACGUCCCGUUUAAGUCUGAAGCUGCACUGUGGACGUGGAGCUGAAUGUUUGUUUGUUUUUCACGCUCGUGGAAUGAAGUAUGAGUAACGAUAUAAACGUCACGUUCACACCCGUGGUAUAGAAAGUAUAUAGAAAUGAUGACUUGCUAAUUUUUUUUGCAUAUAUUGUCCCAUGUGAGAUGUGUAUAUAUAUACAUUUUUUUAUUUCGUUUAGAUUGAAAUUGAGUUUUUCUUUGAUUAUGAGUUGUUUUUUUUCUUUUCUUUCUAAUCCCACUCGCGUGUCCAUCCUCUCUCUCUCUCUCUCUACUGUACCCACACGAGUUCACAGUUGCUGCUAAUACAGUAAAGACAUCCCAUAAUCACAAUGAAGAGUAGCGGAGCAGGUUGCACUUUUCGUUUUAGAGAGGGGGAUUAUGUGUGUGCAAGUUUUCUCUUUAGUAUUUUGGGAAUGUCAAACGUUUUAUUUUGGUAAUUAAAAGAUUUAAAUUAAA
Molecule: messenger RNA, 2267 nt
Organism: Solea solea (common sole)
Lineage: Eukaryota; Metazoa; Chordata; Actinopteri; Pleuronectiformes; Soleidae
Product: E3 ubiquitin-protein ligase RNF34-like
Exons: 8
Coding region: 170-1294 (374 amino acids)
Biological process (GO): protein K48-linked ubiquitination; proteasome-mediated ubiquitin-dependent protein catabolic process; negative regulation of extrinsic apoptotic signaling pathway via death domain receptors
Cellular component (GO): plasma membrane; cytoplasm
Molecular function (GO): ubiquitin protein ligase activity
Source: RefSeq, a predicted model, not a curated record